AAUAUAACGAUCCAGCCCCAUAGAGUAUCUUGUUCUCUGUCCUCUAUCAACACAUCGUAUUCGAUCAAGCUCUUGUACCACUGCCUUCACUAGGGGGGGAACAUCAAAUCAUGCUCUUCACAGAGAUCGUCAUUGAUGCUGCGCCAUCAGCCGUGCGAGAGGCCUUUCUCGACUUCGCAAGCCUGUCCACAUAUCAUACAAGCUUCUAUCAAUCUAUAGAUCUCCCCAAGCAGCGUGGCGCUGCAAAGCCAGGGGAUCACUUGAUAUGUACCGUCGACAACAUCCCGUGGCCCGCCAUCGUUGAGGUCAACACUGCAAGUGUUUUCACCUGGCGGGGUUACAUUCUUUGGAACUGGCUGUUCAGUGGCCUGCACAGCUUCAAGUUUGAGCCGCUCGAUGCAGACAGCACUAAGACUCGCUUUGUGCAGUGCGAGGAAUGGGGAGGUCUACUGGGCGGGGCCUUGUGGAUGGUUGGUCGCCGUAAAAUGGUGACGGGCUUUAACAAUUUUAACGAGGACUUGAAGCGGCAUCUGGAGAAGGCGCCGGUCUCAGGAAAGAAUGUACGGUUAGCGCAGUAGAUUCGUGACACACUGCCACUCUUGCCAUCACAAUACAUGGACGACGUUGGAAGCUUGGCAUCAGGCGAUAGGAAACAUAUCCAGUGGGGGCCUAGGGAAGGGAGAAUAUGCAAGCCAGACGAAGCGGAUGAUCCAGGGGGCAAUCAACGAAUUAGUACUUAGUAACCAUCUCUCGGAUAAACACGGACACUGGAAUGUUCACCCCUGUGUAUUGUUAUGCAC
Messenger RNA from Aspergillus neoniger CBS 115656, 800 nucleotides. RefSeq names its product SRPBCC domain-containing protein. The record is from RefSeq and is a predicted model, not a curated record. Bases 111 to 578 code for a protein of 155 amino acids. Lineage: Eukaryota; Fungi; Ascomycota; Eurotiomycetes; Eurotiales; Aspergillaceae. The transcript has 2 exons.